CGGCCAUGACUUAACCUUCAAAGUUUAUUUUUUUUAGUUUAUUUUACAUAUAUAUCAUCAAAAUACUGAAGCCUUUGACUAUUUGUUAGGAAAUGUCUACGAAUAGUGUGGGCUCGGUUACCUCGGCAGCCGUGCUGUUGAUAUCGUUGGUGCUGGUUGGCGACUGCCUUGCCUGUCGACCCGUCUACAGAUCUGAUCUGGUAUCGUGCACCAGAAGCGGCGGCGUCUGUCGCGAAGUAAGUGCCUGCCCCAAAAAUCGGCACGCGGGGGUGAAAACCAUUUGCAUAUUGCGCGGCAAAGUUUGCUGCAUGAAGGCAAAAUGACGCAAGGGCAUCCGGCGAAGGCAACUCAGACGAUCUGCAUCAGCAAGCACCUUUCGCACAGAAAUUGAAUAUUGUUUUGUAAUAUCUGAUCUAUCUAAUUAUAUUGUCUGUACUAGCAAAAC
Molecule: messenger RNA, 445 nt
Organism: Drosophila arizonae
Lineage: Eukaryota; Metazoa; Arthropoda; Insecta; Diptera; Drosophilidae
Source: RefSeq, a predicted model, not a curated record